GGCAGUGUAAACAUUUGUUUAUUAAACUGUUACAACUGUUCUCAAUACCAACUUAUUGAUUCAUUUAAAGCGCUCGAUCUUUGUUGCACUAAUAGUGUAAGAAACACCUGAUUGCAGUUACCAGGGAAGCACCUUCAGAGGAACUGGUGAGGUCACAACAAUCUAUUGAUUUCGAACAUCAUAGUACACAUGGCGAAACUAAAAUACACAGACAAUGUCUCUGAGAUCUUUAAUCCACUACCGAUUUCACGCUUAUGGAGUUUAGUUUGACAAUGCAUGCCACAGCAUAAACAUGGGAAAGCAAGAAAAGAAGGAAAAAACAUGGACAAAAAAUGAAGUUUUCGCGCAAUUGAAGAAUAAAGGAGAGAAGGCAAAGUUAAAGAAAGAUUUGAUAGAUUUAACAAUUUCACAAAAAGUCACGAGAUUUCGUAAAACGGAUGAGUUGAAGGACCUUAAGGAUUGGGUAAAAACUAUUCGGCAAACAACUGGUCAUAGUGCAUGUGGUAUUCCGACCGCUGAUAGCCUAGACAAUCCCAAACGCAGAUGUAAAAGUGCAUUUCCAGGCGUCAGUGCUGCCAGUGCGUAUAACCAUGACAUAAAUCCUAAUAGAGGAAACAUAUUACGCAGGCAAACACAUCAAAAACUUCAUGUUUCAUCUGCAAAAUCUAUCAGACCUAAAUCAAUGACAAAGGAGAAGAUUUUACAACAUUAUGCGGAAAUGCGAUCUGUACCAGCCUAUCAGUUAUUUACAAUGGAGAAGAUGGCAAAGGAAGAAGAAGGUGAGAUGACAGAACCUGUUGGAAACAAUGAUUCCUUAACUUUUGAAGAGACAUAUGACAUUUGGAAAAGAUCUGUUGUAAAAAUGAAGAAAGCAAAAAAGUCAUGUGAGGUUCAUUCUGACCCAAACAUCGUUGACAAUGGUUUGACAGUUCCAAAAAGUCGCACGCCUCUUAAAACGACUGAUAACUCUAAAACGAUAACAAUAGAUGAAGAAAAUGAAAUCGAAACUUCCAAUAACGGAAAAGAGCCCUUAACAAUUGGUUUGAAAGCUUCGGGGAAACCCUUACCGACACCUUUACCUGGAGAUGUUUCACAAGGAGAUAAAAUGGGUGAUACAUCUUUAUCACAUGCUAAUGAUACAUGUACAGAUUCUGAAAACACGAAAACGAAGUCAAAAUGGACCGAUAUAAGGAACAAGGUCGAAAAAGAUAUAUUCGAUAAGAAAUAUGAAUAUACGAAUUCAAAAUUGCAACCAAAGGUUUUACCACAGCUUCAUCAAAUUGUGAGUGGUAUUAUUCAUAACAAAACUUCUCAGACCUUUUUAAAAAGAUUUGACGGUGAAAGUGAUCAAGAUGAUGUUUCUGAGUGCGAGUCUGUUCUCUCGGACCUUCACUCAGGAGAAUUACAAAACCAAAAGGAAAAGCUUGCAAAAAUAGAAUAUGAUUCAACAGGAGGUAAAUCAACUUUGAGUGCAUCAGAUGACAUUUGUAUGAACCCUGGCACUCAUCCAUCGACAAGAGAAACAAUUAGGUGCGAUCCGUCAACAGCAUUACCUCCUAAUGAGCUUACUAGUGCGACAUCUCAAUUAAGAAUAUCAUCAGUAUUAUGUAACUCUCAACUAAAUGAACAGCCAAGGCCAAUAUCACCCGAUAUUGCUAUCUAUAAUAACAACAUCUCAUUAGGUUUCGUGAGUAAUUCGCCAGAAUUAGAUCGAAGUUGUCCGACUUUACCAUCGUCUUAUGUAAAUUAUCCUGAUAAGAACCCCUCUUCAACAGCUUCGCGUUCACCAUGGUCACGCCUAGCCCUGUACUCAAAAUGUCUUCAAGUAGCUACAAACAAAAAUACAACAGGUGAUAGAAACAGUAAGAAAACAGAUGAUGUCAGAUUAGAACUUUUACAGAAUGCCCAUGCUCAUCAACUCGAUAAACACUCUCGCAAUGGUCGGCCUUCGACACCAUUGUUUUUUGCUGAGCAACAUAGGAACGAAAGAAUCGCUGCCCAGCAAGCGGGAAAGGUUGACUUUAAAACAUUGAGGGCAAGGAGAGUAGCAAUUGAAAGACCUGUCGGUCUAAUGGGAAAUAGAGGUGAACAUUUUGUUAAACUUAAUACGGGCAUGACCAAAGCUGCAAUCAAGCAAGAGCUAAAGAAACUGGUUGCAACUAAUGAUGAAAAUAAGAUGUCUGUGGCAGAAAGGGAGAGACUGAAAAUAAUUCAAAGCAAGAUCCGCAUGUGGUUAGCAACUAUGGCAUCGGACAAGUAUUCAGGCUAGGUUGUUAAUUGACUGGGUUAUUUUGCUAUCGAUAAUGAAUAAUAAUGUAAAAUGUACUGCGUUAAAUCUUUGCACUCUAAUCUACAUGUAAUACAUCAAGAAAUGAAAAUACAUUACGAAAUACGGUUGCAUAUAUUGCCGUGUCUCUAGACCAAGUGGAAAGCGACGAUGUGGUUUUCCGUUAUCUUGAUUCACAAGGUUUCGAUUGUUCUUACCUCUCUAGACCAAGUGGUUUACCGUUAUCUUGACACUUCUAACAGACACGUCGCAAAAAGG
This is a messenger RNA of Owenia fusiformis, 2545 nucleotides long. NCBI's taxonomy places the organism in Eukaryota, Metazoa, Annelida, Polychaeta, Sabellida, Oweniidae. The record is from the annotation of a GenBank genome assembly.